Molecule: messenger RNA, 570 nt
Organism: Rhizophagus irregularis DAOM 181602=DAOM 197198
Lineage: Eukaryota; Fungi; Glomeromycota; Glomeromycetes; Glomerales; Glomeraceae
Biological process (GO): signal transduction; protein phosphorylation
Cellular component (GO): cytoplasm
Molecular function (GO): protein kinase activity; ATP binding
Source: RefSeq, a predicted model, not a curated record
UUAAAACUUUAUGGAUUAUCUAAAGACCCGGAAACUAAAGAAUUUAUAAUGGUCAUAGAAUUCGCUGAUAAAGGAAAUUUGAGUGGUAGUCUCUCAAAUAAUUUUAAUAAUAUUUUUUGGAAACAUAAAAUUAAAUUAUUGCAUGAUUCAUCAUUUGAUUUACGUGAAUUACAUAAAUUAGGAUAUUUUCAUAAAGAUUUUCAUAGUGGAAAUAUCUUACGACUUAGUGAUUUUGCGUCUUAUAUUUCAGACUUUGGAUUAUCUGGACCAGCAAUUGAACAAAAAUCAGAUGAAAAAGUAUACGGGGUAUUGCCAUAUAUUGCUCCAGAAGUCUUAAAUAGAGAACCAUAUACAUCAUGUGCUGAUAUUUUUAGUUUUGGUGUAGUUAUGGCCGAAUUAUCAUCUGGAAAACCACCUUUCUACAAUAAAAAACAUAAUUUAAGCUUGGCAUUAUCUAUAUGUAAUGGAUCUAGGCCAGAAUUUGGAAAUGGAACUCCUGGAUUUUAUAAGAAAUUAGCUUAUAAAUGUAUGGAUGCUAAUCCAGGUGAAAGACCAACAGCUUAUGAAUUA